AUGGGAACCACCGAUGCUAAUAUCUCCUCUGUUAUGUCCUCACUUAUGUCUUUCCCUUCCAUCCACAACCAACUCACCAUUAAACUCACCGCCUCAAAUUAUCUUCUCUGGAAAACUCAAUUCACCCCAAUCUUCCAUGGCAAUCAACUAUACUGUCAUGUUGAUGGAACUGCCUCUCCGACGAAAGAGGUUAACGGGGCACCGAAUCCGGCGUACCAGGCCUGGUAUAUUAAAGAUCAGCUUGUAUUAACCUGGAUCUUUGGCUCUCUCUCUGAACCAGUGCUGUCUCAAGUUGUUGGUUCAACUACUGCCAUUGAUGCAUGGACAAAGCUUCAAACCACCUAUGCCUCUGGGUCCCGUGUUCAGAUCCGGUCCCUCAAAAAUUCAUUGCAUUCUCUCUCUCGCGACACUGAUUCGAUUGUUACAUACAUGGAUCGUGCAAAGCGUAUAUAUGAUCAGCUUCUUGCUCUCAAUCAACCGAUCUCUGAGGAUGAUCUUGUUGAUCACAUUUUACGGGGUCUUGGUCCUGAGUAUCGGCCCUUCACUCGCAACAUCGAGGCACGAUUAGUGUCUGUGAAAUUUGAUGAUCUAUACGGCUUACUUUUGUCUAAAGAAUCACAGUUACAAUCUUAA
Gossypium raimondii (Peruvian cotton) is the source of this 633-nucleotide messenger RNA. RefSeq names its product retrovirus-related Pol polyprotein from transposon RE1. The transcript has a single exon. NCBI's taxonomy places the organism in Eukaryota, Viridiplantae, Streptophyta, Magnoliopsida, Malvales, Malvaceae. The record is from RefSeq and is a predicted model, not a curated record. Bases 1 to 633 code for a protein of 210 amino acids.